AUGGAGCUCAUAACGCCGAGUCCGUUCAUGAUCCAGGUCAUCUUGCAACUUUUCCAUUUAAGGGGUACAGCUCCUGAAAAUCAAGCUGAUCCGACCCUCAAGCCGGAUCAGGUGUUCCCGCCGCCACCACAUCCUUUGGCGGACCCAGGAGGGGUUCAACGCUUUCUAGUGGAGCGUAUUUUGAUCCACCGCGAUGUAAAUGGCGUCCGGACGAGUUACCUCGUCCGCUGGCGUGGUUAUACACCGGCGUGA
Molecule: messenger RNA, 252 nt
Organism: Peronospora matthiolae
Lineage: Eukaryota; Oomycota; Peronosporomycetes; Peronosporales; Peronosporaceae
Source: the annotation of a GenBank genome assembly